AUGCCUGCAAGUGCAAGUCAGGUGUUGCCGCAGGUGCAUCGUCACAACAUUUACACUCUGAUGGACAGCUCGGAAUGUGGGUCAGAGACGGAAGAGGAUGCAGAACCUUCCAAGCGACUGACACCCCUGGAGAAGUUAACGCUGGAAAUGUGCAAUGACGAAGAUACCAUAAAAGAACUGACGGUGGACAGAAGGGUGGGAUUCUAUAAAGUCCGCGGUCAGAUCGGCUGUGGGAACUUUUCGAAGGUCAAACUGGCCGUCCAUGCCCUCACCAAAGACAAGGUGGCCAUUAAGAUCAUGGAUAAGAUGAGGCUCGAUCUGCAGACUCAGCGGAUGCUGUCCAGAGAGAACUCCAACAUGGAGAGCUUGUAUCACCCAAACUUAUUGCAACUCUAUGAGGUGCUAGAGACGCCAAGUCGGUUGUACCUGGUUCUGGAGUUCGCUGGAGGAGGAGACCUCCACACCAGAAUCAGCUCAGGAGGAAAACUCUCUGACCAAGAGAGCAAGAUUGUAUUCGCCCAAAUCCUGUCAGCAGUCAAAUACAUGCAUGAGAACAACAUCAUCCAUCGAGAUAUGAAGGCUGAAAAUGUUCUUUACACAACCAACUCCUGCAUAAAAGUGGCUGAUUUUGGCUUCAGCAAGAGGGUCAACAAUCGCAACCAAGCCCUAGACACCUUUUGCGGUUCUCCUCCUUAUGCAGCUCCAGAACUCUUCAAAGAUGAGUCUUACAUCGGGCGACCUGUGGAUGUGUGGGCAAUGGGCGUCCUACUUUUUUUCAUUGUGACUGGCACAUUGCCUUUCCGCGCUGACACUGUGGCCAAGUUGCGCCAAAGUAUAAUUCAUGACAUUUUUGUGCCAACCUGGGUAUCAGCUCCAUGUCAGCGGCUGAUCAGGGGGAUCUUGAAGCCAGAACCUUCGGAGCGAUGCGCACUGGACCAGAUGCUGGGUUGCGAGUGGCUGCUGCCGGUGGAACUCUUCCGGCCUAUUCCUCCCUUAUACCAGCUCAACCCCGUCCAUCUAAUAGAGGCCAGCCCAGCGGAGUUAGACAGAGACCAGGAAGAGGUAAAAGGUAUCCUGGAGAAACUGGGAGUCACUCAGGAACAUAUUCUCAAUAACCAAGGAAAGCGCAUUCGCAGUCCUAUUACAGGGGUUUACCGCAUAUUAUUGCACAGAGUUAAAAGAAACAAUGGAGCCGAGUCUGCGCCUAUAAUCAGUGGAGUCGUCAAAGAUCCUAAAAGAGACAGUCUCCGUGCCUAUAGGAACCUACGGCACUCCUCGAAACUGUGUGUGCUUUCUUAAAGGCAU
This is a messenger RNA of Sinocyclocheilus rhinocerous, 1305 nucleotides long. Its product is annotated as serine/threonine-protein kinase NIM1-like. Gene Ontology annotation, biological process: intracellular signal transduction; protein phosphorylation; microtubule cytoskeleton organization. The record is from RefSeq and is a predicted model, not a curated record. Gene Ontology annotation, molecular function: tau-protein kinase activity; ATP binding. The transcript is spliced from 4 exons. Bases 1 to 1299 code for a protein of 432 amino acids. Gene Ontology annotation, cellular component: cytoplasm. Lineage: Eukaryota; Metazoa; Chordata; Actinopteri; Cypriniformes; Cyprinidae.